AUGGCCGACACAAACAAAGGACCGGUAUUCAGAGCUUCCAAACGCAGGAAGGUCUUUCGAAAGAGACGCGACGACGACGAAUCAUCGGGCGAAGAUGUAGCGACCCCGAAGGCUUCAACAACAGUGGCGGGCGGCAAGCAACAACAACAUGUCGAGGCAGAAACGAGAGAGGGCAGCGUGUCCUUGAACCAUGUCAGACCGCUGGGCUCAAGGAAGGGCGGCGUAGCAUUCUCGUCAACACGCAAUACCAACGACAGCGGUACCAACAGCGCCGUCGACAGCAAUGCGCCGCCUACACCAUUGAACCCCGUCGAGCACGCUCAGGCUCGCUUUGUUGCUCCCACAGGACAUAUCGCCUCGGCAGACGACAAGCAUAUGAUGGCCUAUGUAGACUCCAAAUUGGCCCGCUUGACCCCAUCACAUGAAGCCUCGACACAAUCUUCCACACCAGCGGAACCCACUACCUCCUCAACCGAUACAGCACACCCGAACGAGACACAAUUCUCAGCCUCUCACAGCCACCUGCACGACGUCGACGUAACAAACCCCUCCGCGACAACAGCCACGACCUCCACGACCCGCCGCCAGAAACCUCCUCGCAAACCGCACUGGCGCAACCGUCGCAACAGCGCAGACCUAGCCCGCGACGCCAUGGUCGAUCAAAUCCUUCGAGAAUCACAGCUAAACAUAUAUGAACCCUCUGCCUCUACCUUUGCCGCCAAACCUGCCUCCGACGACAACCAAGACGCCGACGAGCGCAUGGCCGAAGAGUUCAAGAAGAAUUUCUAUGCUGCUGCCGAGGAGAGGGCCGUCAGAAGGACUGCUCCGCCGCCUCCACCGACUUUUGGCGCCAACAAGCUGGAGAGCAUCAAAGGUCCCAAGUUGGGUGGAAGCAGGAGUCAACGAGCCGCCAUGCAUGCGGCCGAAAAGGCAAAAACCAUCAAGAAGUAA
Molecule: messenger RNA, 951 nt
Organism: Aureobasidium namibiae CBS 147.97
Lineage: Eukaryota; Fungi; Ascomycota; Dothideomycetes; Dothideales; Saccotheciaceae
Exons: 2
Coding region: 1-951 (316 amino acids)
Source: RefSeq, a predicted model, not a curated record